This is a messenger RNA of Fusarium poae, 699 nucleotides long. RefSeq lists its product as uncharacterized. The record is from RefSeq and is a predicted model, not a curated record. Bases 1 to 699 code for a protein of 232 amino acids. Gene Ontology annotation, molecular function: oxidoreductase activity, acting on the CH-OH group of donors, NAD or NADP as acceptor. NCBI's taxonomy places the organism in Eukaryota, Fungi, Ascomycota, Sordariomycetes, Hypocreales, Nectriaceae. The transcript has 6 exons.
AUGACCUCCAAAAACGUUCUAAUUAUCGGUGCGAACCGAGGCAUUGGCCUCAACCUUUUGAAAGCCUUUCUGGCUCGGUCAUGGAAUGCCACCGCGACCAUCAGGCCACAAAGCCGCAAUGACCCAAGCAUUUCUGAUCUGAAAAAGACCGGUGCCAAGAUUCUCGAGAUAGACUAUCUCGUUGAAGAGACUAUCGAGAAUGCUGCCAAAGCCUACGGCGAUAAGCCACUUGAUAUCCUCAUCAACGUGGGCGGUCUUCCUCCUCACCCAAAGCCAUGGGUUGAGCAGUCCAGCGAUCUAAUGGUGGAAAGAUUCCGUGUGAUGGCCGUGGGACCAUUUCUAGCGAUCAAACACUUCUUGCCAAGUCUAGAGAAGGCCAAAGAGCCCAAGGUCAUAAAUAUCUCGUCAUCCUUUGGUUCAAUUUCAACAAACUCGUUUGGCACAUGCAUGGCUUAUCGCACCGCCAAGGCUGCUCUGAACCAAGUGUCUGUGACCUUGGCUCGCGAGUGGAAGGAUGAAGGUCGCAAGACAACUAUCGUCUGCUUUGAGCCGGGGUUUUUAUCGACACGAUUAACAAAUUGGGAUGGUGAGGAUGACAUGGAAACAUCUAUUGCGGGCUUAAUGAGCGUCAUUGAAUCGGUGACGCCGCAGGACAGCGGUGGUUUCAUGAAGUGGGACGGCACUAAGAUCCCAUUCUGA